CAAAAGUCCCCAGACCCAGGCCUAGACCCUUGCAUUCAUACCGCCUCACCGGAAGGACAGCAAGCAAUCCGAACGACGAAAAAGAAAGGAAAGAACCGCAUUCCACCACACGGCAUACCUCCCGAAACAAAACAAACGAAAAAAAAAAAAAAAAAACAGCCCAACAUGUCCGCAGUAGUUAUCCCCGCCGGCGGCACCUUUGUCGACACCCUCAAGAAGUCCUUUGUUGACGUCCCCAUUGACGCCAACAACGACAAUGCCAUCAGCACCACCGAGUUCUUGGAGGCUGCCGAGAGUCUCACGACUAUCUUCGACUUGCUAGGAUCGGUCGCUUUUACCCCCGUCAAGAAUGACAUUCUCGGCAACAUCAAGAAGGUCCGCGAUCGCCAACUGGCCGCACCCGCCGAGUCCGAGACGAUCCAAGCCCUCGUCAUCAACGAGCUCAAGACCAAGAAGCACACCGCCGCCGAGGGCCUGCUGUGGCUGAUCCGUGGCCUCGAGUUCAUGUGCAUCGCCUUGUCGCAGAACAUCGCCAAGACCAGCGAGGAGCUGGCCGACUCGUUCCGCACCGCCUACGGCGUGACCCUCAAGCCCCACCACUCAUUCCUCGUCAAGCCCAUCUUCAGCGCCGCCAUGUCGGCCGUCCCCUACCGCAAGGACUUUUACGCCAAGGUUGGCAGCGACCAGGAGAAGGUCAGCACGGAGCUGACCAAAUACCUCGCCAGUCUCGACAAGAUCAUUGGCAUCACCAAGGGAUUCCAGGAGAGGAAGGAGGCCAAGUGGUAGAUUGAGGGGGUGAUGAAAUUCACGAUACAAUCAGCGGUUCGGAAGAUCAGUGAUCAUGAGAAAUGAUAGAAAUGCAAGAAGGCAAUGUGGACAGAAAACAUAUAUAAAAGAAUGACAGGAAAUUGACGCUGCCGGCAAGCAUUACCGGAUGAAAGAUUAGUGCGAUUCGCAUCAUCUUGUCGAGCCAUUGAGCAAGUGCACAACGGAGAAAUAAAAUUCUUGGACCAAUCCUUCUACUCUACAUCCGGUCCGUUACCC
This is a messenger RNA of Pyricularia grisea, 1044 nucleotides long. RefSeq lists its product as uncharacterized. Lineage: Eukaryota; Fungi; Ascomycota; Sordariomycetes; Magnaporthales; Pyriculariaceae. The transcript is spliced from 4 exons. Gene Ontology annotation, molecular function: ceramide 1-phosphate transfer activity; ceramide 1-phosphate binding. Bases 166 to 786 code for a protein of 206 amino acids. Gene Ontology annotation, cellular component: membrane; cytoplasm; cytosol. Gene Ontology annotation, biological process: ceramide transport; intermembrane lipid transfer. The record is from RefSeq and is a predicted model, not a curated record.